AUGCGUGGCGGAGUUGCAGCCAAACUGGGAAAUAAAGACAGGACAGAACAUUUAAGAAGAGCUAGUGGAGAUUCUAAUUUCUCUCACCAUCACGAUAAUGAUUUUGAUUUGGAACAAAGAAAUCGUGAAGCUAUUAAAAGUAAUGCUGAAAAGCAGGCGGCACAACAACUCGAAAAUGCAAAGUAUAAUCCUGUACUUUUUGCUGUCCAAACAAAUAUCGACUUUGAUGGAACUAUUGAUGAUGAUGCACCUGUACAUGGAUGUGCUAUUUCUUUUAAGGCCAAAGAUUUUUUGCAUAUUAAAGAGAAAUAUAAUAAUGACUGGUGGAUUGGGAGACUUGUUAAAGAAGGAGCUGAAUUAGGUUUCAUUCCCUCCCCCGCUAAAUUAGAAUCUGUACGUCAAUCACAACAAACAGGAAAAGGAGUUAAAUUUCGCCAGUCAACUUCCACAACCAAUUUGGGUGCUUUAGACAGAAUGAUGCCCCCAACAACGCCUAGAGGGAUUGCUGGGGGAUCGAGAGGUUCAACCCCUCCAACACCUGCUGACGGGGAAGAGGAAGGAGGGGCAGAUUCUCAUCGAAGUGGGGCAACAACUAAUCGGUUAAAUGAAAAUCAAAUGACUGCUACUCCGCCUGUACAAAAAGAAAAGAAAAAAUUAAUUUUUAAAAAGCAAGAAAAUAUCCCUCCCUAUGAUGUUGUGCCUACAAUGAGGCCUGUAGUGCUUGUUGGCCCUUCACUUAAAGGCUAUGAAGUUACUGAUAUGAUGCAAAAAGCAGUUUUUGAUUAUUUAAAACACAGAUUUGAAGGAAGAAUAAUUAUAACGAGGGUGACUGUUGAUAUUUCUUUAGCUAAACGUUCAUUGCUCAAUAAUCCAACAAAACGGGCUUUAAUGGAAAGGGCAAAUUCUCGGUCAAGUAAUUCUUUAGUUGAAAUCCAAGCAGAGAUUGAAAGAAUAUUUGAAUUUUCUCGUUCAAUGCAGUUAGUUGUUCUUGAUUGUGAUACAAUAAAUCAUCCAAGUCAAUUAGCAAAAACUUCAUUAUCCCCCAUUCAUGUAUUUAUUAAAAUAAGUUCUCCAAAAGUUUUGCAAAGACUGAUAAAAACGAGAGGGAAGAGUCAAACAAGAAAUAUGAACGUUCAAAUGGUUGCUGCAGAAAAGUUGGCGCAAUGCCCUCCAGAAGCAUUUGACAUAAUUUUGGAUGAAAAUCAAUUAGAAGAUGCUUGUGAACAUUUAGCCGAUUAUUUAGAAUCUUAUUGGCGUGCUACUCAUCCCCCAGUUCGUUCACCUCCACGCAUUAAAAGAGGACCUAUGGCUAAUAGAGGGCCUGUAGCUUCUGCAAUGAAUCCUGCACAAAUGAUGCAGGUUACUUAG
Meloidogyne enterolobii is the source of this 1368-nucleotide messenger RNA. The record is from the annotation of a GenBank genome assembly. NCBI's taxonomy places the organism in Eukaryota, Metazoa, Nematoda, Chromadorea, Rhabditida, Meloidogynidae.